AUGUCGAGGUAUCCUACGAUACUGCCGAUCUUAGCGGACGUGUUGCAGAGAAGCGUGCCUCAGCUAGAACACACAAAAUUUCUUCAUAAAAUCAGGAACAUGGACGACUUAUACGAACCGACCAACGUAUCACGUCCGCUAGCUAUAUAUUGGAUCAAUUUGCAAAGUUCAGCGGAUCGUCAUCACUUGAUCAAAUCGCACUUGGAUGCACUUGCGGCGAAAUUUGAAAUACGAUCUGAACGGAUCGUCGCAGUCACAGAGCAGGAAGCUGUGCAGAAUUCAGACGUUUUCUCAGGGUGGUUCCGAUUCACUAAACAUGUUUCGUACGAACACCACACGCAGAAUAUUUACUCUUUCAAAGAACUCGCAUGUCUUCAGUCGCAUCUUCGUGCUUUAGAACGUGCUUUCGUGAACGGCGAUGAUAUUGCUAUCAUAAUGGAGGAUGAUGUGCUGCUACGUGAAGAUUUUAUGCAUAACUUCAACCGUUACGUGCAACGCGCACCCAGUGACUGGAAUAUCUUACAACUGUACACUUUGAAUGAAAAGGUAAUUCGGUAUUUCCGCAAACUGCGACAAACUUACUACAUCAAAUGGUUCCCGGAACACUGGUCUACUGGUGCAUAUAUUAUUAAUCGUCAGGGGCUUUCAAAAGUGCUACGUGCCGCGCGUGAGAUGCUGAAACCUUCACAGCGAAGUGGAAUGGAUCGAGUUCUAGUUGCAGAUGAGUUCCUGUUCAUACACGCAGAGACAUAUACGUCCACGUUCGAGGCUGUCCGUGGUUGUGACAUGGGGUCGUCGAUACAAGACUCGCACAUAAGUUCUGUCGAUGUGAGUGCUGCAUAUCGUACAAAGUUGGAUUGCCACAUGAAAAUAAAUGAUGCCGUUCCUCGUUCCAUACUGAUCGUUUCGACUGUGCGCGUCAACGUUGUGUCUGAGCUGAAGACUAUUGUUGCUCGGAUCACUGCCAACACGAUGUGGCUGCAAAAGAGUGUCUUCCGUGUUGAGAGUCGCUUGUACGUAGUUGUGGACUCGUCAUCAAAGCUACAGAUGCUUGCACGAAGAUUCGCUGAUACUCGCAGAGCAGAUCUCGUCAAAUUAGUUUUCAAAGUACACGCCGGACGAUAUAAUAAGUUCUGGUUCAUACGAAACGAAGUUCCCUUCAUGCGAUUGUUCGAGAAAGUGCUGAUUGUGGACAGUGAUAUAAGCUUAGUGGGGUUUCCUGAACGUGAUUUUUUCGAUCUAACUUCGGGUGUGGUGAUUUCAGCCCCUCUACGUAGAUCGAAGCGAGACGGUCUUCUGACAAAUCAUAGACUUACACCGCGCCAGUGGUUUGCUGCGUUCUCUGGUGGAGGUUGGGAGUAUAAAAUUGAUGACAACGCUUUUGAAGUACCAUUUAUUGAAAUGUUCUGUGUUUUCAUGGAUACUUCGUUUGCUCACUGGUAUUUUAGCAUCGUAUUAGAUGAGAAGUACUUUCAUCCAUCCUAUGGACUCAGUCAAACCAGGUUAUCAUCUGAUUUCGGCCCGGAUAUAAUGUGGUGCGGAGCAGCUCAAGAGUGGAUCAAACGUGUUACGGAAACAUAUCGAGUCCCAUGUAUGUUGACGUCACUUGUCGUUGAGCAUCUGGAUGAAAGGCAAAUAGAAGGGCAGUCGGUCGAUGCUAUCAAUGAUAAGGGCAGCAUUUCUCGCAUGGAACAAGCGCCUCUAAAGGCAUACGGCGACAACUUUCCAGAGUGGUUUGAUUUUUCUAAAGCAUUUAGGAAACGAAUUGGCGGCUUGCGACGCUUUGAUAGCGCUUUUUUGAACUACAUGAAGCAGUAUCGGCACGUUUCCAUCACCAGAUGUCUCGACUGA
This is a messenger RNA of Ostreococcus tauri, 1851 nucleotides long. RefSeq names its product Glycosyl transferase, family 25. The transcript has a single exon. Bases 1 to 1851 code for a protein of 616 amino acids. Lineage: Eukaryota; Viridiplantae; Chlorophyta; Mamiellophyceae; Mamiellales; Bathycoccaceae. The record is from RefSeq and is a predicted model, not a curated record.